Messenger RNA from Mya arenaria, 4647 nucleotides. RefSeq lists its product as uncharacterized. Gene Ontology annotation, molecular function: protein tyrosine phosphatase activity. Gene Ontology annotation, biological process: protein dephosphorylation. The record is from RefSeq and is a predicted model, not a curated record. NCBI's taxonomy places the organism in Eukaryota, Metazoa, Mollusca, Bivalvia, Myida, Myidae. The transcript has 23 exons. The coding region runs from base 55 to 4227 and encodes 1390 amino acids.
UAAGUUAUUCAGUCAUAAUCGUUGAUCCAAGCUUCUGCAUCGCUUGUAUUUGUUAUGAAAACGGAUAAAGUGAAGAUGGAAUUAACUUUGCUGCUGUUUUUGCUGUCUGGCACAGCUCUCGGUAAUUGGACAGACUGGCAUUUUGAAGGACAGAAUAUUGCACUUAAUAGACCUGCCAGCCAGACUCCUAGAAUUUGGAAUAACCAAAAUGCAAGUCUUGCUGUUGACGGUUAUCCGCGUAUCGGUAAUCCAACCGAUGACGAUGCCAGAUGCUCUCACACAGCCGGUUCCGAAGCAUAUGCAUCCUGGACUGUUAACUUUGACGACAAAUACUACCUAAAGGGUGUUGUGAUUGUCAACAGAAAAUCACGAUACGAACGCCUUCGUCUCAGAAGAUUUCGAAUAUAUGGCGAUCAUAAUAGUUUGCUGUAUGAAAGCAAAGACAAUUCAAAAACAUGCCACGGGAUCUCUCCAAAUGAAGUUUGCAAUGACUUCUUGUUCGUUGAACUAACUCCUAGAGAAGGACAGAUGCAUGCACGUCUAACAAUUACCGUAUAUGCAAAUUAUAACCUUGUGGAGAAAAAUGCAGUGUAUUUAACACUUUGCGAAGUUUAUGUUUUCUCAGUUCAUACCAAGUGCCUAUCAUUACCAAUAGAUAACGGCCUACAGCUACCAGAUACUUAUGCGUCAUUAUCAGUCUCAGUUCAAUGUAAUUCUGGGUACAAACCAGAAAAUAAGUAUGCCCAUUGCUCCUUUUCUGGCCAAUGGAACACUUCCCAACAAUGCAUUCCAAUUUGCCACUGGGAAGUUGAAAACGGAUAUAUAGAAAAUUAUCAUCAUCAUACAAAAUUGACUUCUCCUGUGUUGGCAGAUGUUUUUGUAAGGUGUUAUCCUGGAUAUCAACUGAAAGGACGCUUUAACUGGAACACAUGUAGAAAUUCUGGAUGGCGUUUUGAGUUACAAACGUGUAUUUUAGUCACGUGCAUUUGCCCGCCGUUGCAGUAUGGCUCGUAUAUAACCAAACAUAACAACAUUGUUUGUCGCGGUUAUCAAAGUGUGUCAACAAUAAUAGUUCCGGACUGCAAUGAAGGAUAUUAUCCAAAAGCUGUCAGUGAACAAACUUGUACUGAUCGUUCUUCAUGGAAAGGAAGCAUUCCCACAUGCUUAUCAGUAAAGUGCAAUGCUCCUGAAAUGAUAAAAAAUGGAAUGUAUUUCUUAGAAUCAUAUUCAGACUAUACGUACAAUUAUGUUAUCAACUUUACAUGUAAUACAGGUUAUAGGUUACUAAGCAGCAUACGAACACGAAAAUGUGAGAAAAACUUACAAUGGACAGGACCAGCACCUGUAUGUGAAAUAAUAACAUGUCAAAAACCACCUUCUAAUUCCCAUGGCUAUUAUAGUGUCGCCGGUCAAGAUCAAGAACUUAAAAAAGACAUGUAUGAAUUUAAUACAACUGUUAUACCUCAUUGUAAUUUGGGUUAUGUGUCGCGAUCGUACCCAUCAAUACGUGUUUGUAAUUCGAAUGGUUUAUGGACAGGCGCGAAUCUGACUUGUGAACCAGUAAGAUGCCAUGUCAAACCUUUGGUCGACAGUAACUAUACACUUUUAUCGAAUCGUACCGUUUUACACGACAGUUAUAUUCCAAUAAAUACAGUUGUAUAUCACGAAUGUGCAAAGGGAUAUUACAUGACAAGUCCGCAAACGACUCGAACAUGUCAAUUUAACGGAAGUUUAAGUGGAAGCGAACCACGGUGCAAUCAAGUGUCUUGUGUUUCAACAACGGAAAAAGUUGAAAGAGUGGUAACAGGAAUACAAAUAGUAGUCAGAGGUCCAAUUAUGUACAACGAAAACAGAAACAUUAGUGUUAAUGACUCCCUGUUUCUUUACGAAGGCGGUGACCUUAUUGUUAAUUGUGCUGCUAAUGGAUCAUUGGUUUGGAGUAGCACUGGUCCUCCUAAAUUACGACCAGUGUGCCCUCUCAUAUCACCUACAAAUGGUUGGACGAACCAUACCUGUGUAUCUGAAAACAGAUGCGAAAUUGGGAAAUCGGUUUUUAUCACAUGUGAAACGGGAUAUAAAGCUGAUGAUAGCACAAUGACAUGUACGUCUGACCACACAUGGACUAAUGUACUAUAUUGUCAAGAAGAAGGCAGUGGUUCUGACAGACAAGUGGCGGUAGUUGGUGGUGCAGCCGGAGGUGCUGGGGCAUUCCUGGUCGCUUUGCUGGCCGCUGCUGGAUUUGUAAUUUAUCGAAGGUAUAAAGGGAUCAAAAUCAAGACUGAACGUCACAAAGGGAGCUCAUCUCAAAAUCGGGAGCAACCAAAUGCGUAUUCAGAAAUAGGAGCUACCGAGUCAGCAUUUGUAUCGAAAGGUGAUUCAGAAUAUGUUUAUGCGACAAACUCAACAAAGACAAUGUGUUUGAACAACGAUUUCAAGGAAAUAGAUACAGCUCUGGUUGACAAAACUUACUAUGAUUUCGAUAUGCAGGAAAGAAUGCCUAACACUGCAAUUAAGAUUGAUAAUCUUUACGGUACCGUUCUUUCGCCCAAACACUUAGAGGAAAUGAAAAUCCAAUUCAAGGAAUUUCCAAAGGGUUUAACUGAGGACUACUAUGAGGCUCUGAAAUUUCAGAACAGGCCAAAAAAUAGAUACAAAAAUAUAUACCCAUAUGACGCAACGAGAGUUAUUCUUCAGAAGGAUGAACAACACUGUACAGAUUACAUAAAUGCCAGCCUUAUUGACGGUUACACACAACCAGGAGAAUAUAUUGCAGCGCAAGGUCCAACUAAGGAGAUACUGCUUGACUUCUGGCGGAUGGUUUGGCAACUGCGGAUUGGGAAAAUUAUUAUGUUGACCAAACUUAAGGAGGACAAAAAGAUGAAGUGCGUUCAGUAUUGGCCAGAUGAAGGAAGUAUAGAAUACGACAUAUUCAAAAUAACACAUCGAAGUACAGAACCAUUUUCAGACUUUGUCAUACGAAAGUUAGCUUUGCAAAAGGACGGAGAAGAUGAGAGAAUGGUUUAUCAUUUCCAUUUUACUUCCUGGCCAGAUAAAAGUGUUCCUCAAUAUGCUUCAUCACUUGUCCACUUCCGCCAAAAGAUUGUUAACGCUGUUAUAAAAGAUAAAGGCCCUGAUAUUGUGCACUGCAGCGCCGGUGUGGGGCGGACGGGUACAUUCAUCGCCCUGAAUAUACUGACAGAACAAGCCUCCACGGUGGGAUAUGUGGAUCCAGUGGGCUGUGUGAAUACACUGAGGAGGCAGAGGGUCGAUAUGGUUCAAACACCGGAUCAGUAUAUAUUUCUGCACAUGGCGCUUCUUGAGACUCUGAUGCUAUCAACAUCAGCUCUACCUGCAUCAGAGUUCCUGAGAGUGUAUGAAGAACUUUUGUCCUUCGACAAGGACCGACGGAAACUUGAUGUUCAGUUCUCUAGAAUGGAGAAAAUGUCUCCCGUGGCUGAUGAAUGUCAAUACGUCAGUGCAAAAGAUGUGAGGAACAGGAAUAAGAAUCGGUAUUCGAACAUUCUCCCAGUCGCAGAUCAUAUGCCUCACUUGACUCCUUCUGGAAAGCGGUCUGAACCUGAAUACAUCAACGCUGUACUCUUACCGGGCUACAAGAAGAAGGGAGCGUUCAUCGUCACCCAGACACCACUAGAAGCGACAAAGACUGACUUCUGGAGACUUGUGGUUGAACACGAUGUCCAUACAAUUGUCAUGAUGAACAAUAGGAGUGAGAUGAAGGAAGACGAGAUAUACUGGCCUGAGAAUGGGGACUCGGAAACAUAUGACAACAUGACAAUUGAAAAGACAUGCGAAGAAUGCGAGGGUUGUUUGAGGAAAAUAACACUUGACUUGAAUCGGUUUGGAAAGACACGAAAACUUCAACAAAUACAGUUUGAAGGUUGGCCGGAUGAUUCAGCGUUGCCCUCUUCUCCUAGGAGUGUUAUACACCUACUUGAUGCAGUGCAGUACUGGCAUCACCAAUCAGGAAACAACCCUGUCCUUGUGCAUUGCAUGAACGGAGCAGACAGAAGUGGCUUGUUCUGUGUUGCGUCAGUAGUCUUAGAGAGGAUGAAGAUUGAACAAGACGUUGCAAUUACCCAGGUCAUCAAAGAGAUGCGGAACUACAGGGAACACAUUAUUCCCUCUCUGGAGCAGUUUCAAUUUGUUCAUGAAGUAGUCAAAGAAUACAUUCUGCAGAAUGAAACCUACUCCAAUUUCACCGACUGAGGCCUACGACUGGGCAAACCCUUUGACAUCACCUUUACAAAUAAAAUUGUAACAUUGAUGAUUUGUGUAAAAUUAUAGGUCGUCCGUUUCAGGAGGAAAGAGGAAUGUGUAUGCUGCUUUUAUACCUUACUUGUAGAAAAACAAUUAAAAAAUUAUGUCUGUCAUUAUCAACGUUUCUUGUGUUUUUCCCUAUGUAAGUUACUCCUUUUGUUUAAAUGGACGUAUGUGAGUGGACUGACUUCUUCUUGUGUUUUGUUUAACGAAGAAUGAUGCAAAGUAUCUGUAUUGCUUUAUUGAUAGACAUGUAUAUUUGUACAAAGAACAUUAUAUGCCCAUCAUUGUAUAAUUCAAUAUGCUUAAUUAUGUUAUAUAUUAAACAUUCCUUCGCCAUAUCCCCUAAGAGGAUUCUAUAUGAAAUAA